Cryptococcus deneoformans JEC21 is the source of this 2712-nucleotide messenger RNA. RefSeq names its product nucleus protein, putative. The record is from RefSeq and is a predicted model, not a curated record. The transcript has 13 exons. Gene Ontology annotation, biological process: positive regulation of transcription from RNA polymerase II promoter by galactose; DNA-templated transcription. NCBI's taxonomy places the organism in Eukaryota, Fungi, Basidiomycota, Tremellomycetes, Tremellales, Cryptococcaceae. Gene Ontology annotation, molecular function: DNA-binding transcription factor activity, RNA polymerase II-specific; zinc ion binding; RNA polymerase II cis-regulatory region sequence-specific DNA binding. Gene Ontology annotation, cellular component: nucleus. Bases 107 to 2620 code for a protein of 837 amino acids.
CACAAGUCUCACAAGCUGCUUUCUCCAAUAGCCCGCAGGCCGCAUAUCAUUCUACAUCCUUGUCGUGCCAUUCUCCGUGGAGCUCGCUACUGAGCCACAGUGCAUAAUGUCAUCUUCGGGGGAGCCAUCAGAGACGAGACAACGACUGGAUCGCAAUAGGCGCCGCUCAACUUCAUCCGACCGCUCCGCCCCCGCUCAGAAUGGCAAAAAAGCUAAAACUACGGAAGAGAGUAACCAAAGCAACGAGAAGAAUAAUGAGGAUGGUUCCCGUCCGAAUGAGGAUCCGGUUGCCUCGAGUAGAUCGUGCAAGGAAUGUCGCAGGUUGAAGCGAAAGUGUAACCGCCAACUUCCUUGCAGCGUAUGCACACGAUUCGGAAAAAAGUGCGCAUAUGCUACCGAACCUCUCCGUAAAAAUCAGGAAUAUAUCAUGGGGCUGGAACGAAAAGUCGAUUAUCUUCAACACUUGCUGGAGACAAGCCAUUCCAGUCACGGGGGUGGAGUUCCGCCAGCCAGAUCGGAUCAAGGGCUUAAUGUUGGCUCCCCAGCCUCACAAUCCCAAUCGCUUCAUUCGGAGGAACAUGUUGUUCCGAUGCGGCAACCUCCCUUGCUUCCAAUUCAAUAUCAGCCAUCCCCUGCCCCUACAAGAAUCCCAAUGCGGCCUCCUUUGCUUGCCGGUCAAACACACUUAUCUACAGCUAGGACACCAGAGACGCGCAGCUUUACUCCCUCACACAUACCUUCUUAUGAACUUUCCACCGCUCCUGGCAGCGCCAGCUCAAGCAGUGCUAUUAUGAGACCAGAGUCAAUGCCCACUACAGACAAUGCAGCGCGCCCACUUAUCAACGGAGCCGAGAAUCCAAACAUCUCUUCUUCCAGCACAAUGGGCCCAUCACAUUCGAUGGCGACAAUCCCCGUGGACUUCAAAUACGACCUUCCGCCGGCUAGUGAGGUCUUAGAAAGGCAACCCAGCAGCGUGUCUGGCUAUGAAUGGAAUGAGAGAUGGGCGACUAAAGGCCUCGGAGGGAAUGAUGGUUAUGCCUCUUUGUCGAUAGAACCUGAUGGGCAAGGGUAUCUAGGAUUCGCUUCAGGGUCAACACUGUUACGCAUCCUGCAAUUGUGUGCGGGGUCGGUUUCUCUUGCAUCACUGGAAUCAGAUCUUUCAGCGGCUCCGCCGCCACCUCGACCCCAAGGGUGGACUCCUACAAUGUCGGAAACCGUGUCUUGCGUAGAUGCGUAUUUUGAGCACUAUCACCCUCAGUAUCCGCUGUUACAUGAGCCUACGUUUAGAGCGCAAUGGAAUGACCUGGUGCCCCAGCCAUUAGCGAGCGAGUGGGAUUUUCUUUUAAACAUCGUUCUCGCGAUCGGUGCCUUUUGUGUCUCUCGUCCAACAUACGUCAUCGACUAUUUCCUCGAAGCCGCCAUAUCACAACUCUCUGUCGAAUAUCUGGAAAAAGGCAGCUUGACAUUGGUUCAAGCCUUCUGUUUAUUAAGUAACAUUUCACAAAAACGUAACAAACCGAAUUCAGGUUCGGUAUAUAUGGGUAUCGCAUUACGCUUGGCGAUCGGACUAGGUCUUCAUCGCGAGCUUCCCUUUUGGAAUAUUAGUCCAUUUGAUAGAGAAGUCAGGCGGCGAACUUGGUGGGUUGUAGUAUCAUUUGACUCUGGUUCAACGAUUACAUUUGGCCGUCCAAUUCUAGAACCUCAUUAUCCAGCGGAAUCCGAUGUGUACAUGGUGCAUAAUGUUCAUGACAGAGCAUUUACCCCAGCGGCUCGAUUACCACCUGUUGAGGUUAAUGAGCCAACCAUCUAUACCGCCCUUAUUAAUCAAGCAUCCUUCCAUGCUUCAACCAAUCGUAUCUAUACCCGCGUCAUGUCAUCACCGGCACCGUCUGCUACAGAGACUUUGGCGCUUGAUUCAGAUCUGCUUAGCUGGUACGCUACUGUACCCGAACAUUUACAUCCUCAGAACGAACCCGUAUCACCUCAUUGGCUUGAGUUUGCACAAUACAAGAUGUUUUGGAGGUACUGCAACCUGCGAAUCAUUCUUCAUCGCCGUGCUUUUCUUGAGAGAGCUUUGAAAGCCCUCCCAUUAUGGGUAACCGAUGAAGACAUCGAAGACGAUGAUAACACGGUGGCGGAAAUAAAAUGUACCCGCCUAUGUCAGUAUAAUGCUUCCGAUACGAUUCACAGCAUGAGUCGGUUCUUUUCGAUGCAUCAACGGAUGAGCCGCCUGGAGAGUUGGUAUGGUCUCCAUUUCCUUUUCCAUGCAAGUUUCAUCCCUCUUAUCGCAUUGCAUGUUGAUCCAAAUUCCCUUCGACGCCCAGUCUGGGAGGAAGAAGUGUCUCUGGCACGCGAAAUCCUUGUCUCUUUGAAGGACGACCCAUUGGUCGGGAGAUGCCUUUCAAUUAUUGAUGCUCUUGUUCCCCAUACUUCUUCGACAUCGAUCGGGCCAGGACAAAUGGGAUUCCAAGAUACAAGCACCAUGCUUUAUGAGAUGCUUCAAAGCAAUCCCAGCUGGCAAAAUUCGCUCGAUGUGCCUGAUGAUGACCUGGCUCCAAAUUUAUUACCGGUGGCAGAUUUGGCGACUCUGAGCUCUCUGUGGCCCUAUCGAAGUUCUUAAAAGUAAAAGGAAGUUCUAGUCAUGAUUCACUUUGUGUGAUAGCUGUAAAAGAGGUAUAUGGGGAACGUAGCAUAAUGCAAUGUAGAUAGAUA